UAGCUUAAAGGUCUGUGCUGUAGCAUGGGAAAGUUUUAAAACUGAAAGCUGGCUCUCCUAACCCGCGUAGAACAACUGGAGUUUGUUUCCCUGGAAUAAGUUUCACCUGAGCAUUCCUUCGUGUUCCCUUAACAGAUGUGGGGACUUUGUCAUUCUGCAAAAUGGCUUAAACGAGGAAAAGCCGUGUGGGUAAUCUGUCAUAGCAAAUACUGUCAGGAACACUGCAGCUGAGAAAUUUUCAUUGCUGAAGGUGUAAGACCGUUAAAGCAGUAAUUUCCGACAGAACACAUAAUAAAAUUUUACUGUUUGUUUAAAGGGAUCUCUCCAGUUCAGCUGUGAUUUCCUACUUUCUGAGCUUCUGGAGAGGCAAUAUGCUAGAAAAUCACUUGUUCUUUUUCCUUUUAUGUUCACAUGUCCUUGGUGGCAAAGAUUUCAAAAUGCUUGUUAAGACUUACUUCACAUAACCAAUUUCUCAUACGCAGAGAAGAGGUUUUCACAGCUUUGCUUUGCAUUCACUGCGCAUCUCAAAGAUCCAUGAGAUCUCCUAAUGCUUGCUCUUUUCUUCCUGUAUUUCCAUCAAAAUAACUUUCCAAACAGAUUAGCCAGUGCUGUGCUUGAAUUCAUACUUUUCCUUUGUAAUUUGCUACUGUAAAAUAAGCUGUGUUCUCAGAGAAGAUGACUCAAAUUCUGGAGAACUUCAUCCUUUGCAAUUUCUUGCAAAUAUCACUUGCACUUUCCUAAUUUUCCACUGGUUACAGUAGGAGUGGGAAAUGCUGAGUUCCCUGGUGAUUUAGAGAACACAUGGACAAAAUGUGCCUUAACGUUUUGUCCCAUUAAAAUGGCCACUGCACCUGCUGGCCUGAGAAGACUGUGUGAGUUCCUUUCCAUUAGAUUUAUGAUCUGGCCAGUCAGCAAGGUCUUGCACAACAGCAAUGGCAUGUACACACACGCACACAGGUCAAAGUAAAGGUUUUCUUAGCGCUCAUUCUGUCACUCUGAACUACCUGGCGCAGGGGAAAUACCUUCAUCAUCUAAUUUACCUUACACAAACAUGUUCCAUGUUUACCAACAACAUUCAAACAGCAGAGCCCGCAAUAAAAAAGGCAGAACUGCAUCUGGUUGUACGGGUAUGGGCACGCCCUACCCUCAUCUGAACCAGCACUCGGCUUCCGCUGGCCAUUAUGCAUCUGUUCACUUCAGUGGCACGGUACAGAGCCAUGAAUAAGUUUUGGGCUGCUACAUACCGAUUUGCAGAAGUUUCCUUUGCUCGUGGCUGUGGAUUGGUCGCUGUUGAACGGACGCCAGCUUUGUUUCCUGGGGCCUUUAACUGUUGCACGAAAAUUUCAGAUGAAAUUCCCAAAGGAAUUCUCCCCAGAGUGGAGAGGUUUGAGAUCCAGAAAGCUGAUGGCCUGUGUCACCUAGAAGCUGUUAUUCUCUACAUAGGAGACAGAAAGUUCUGUGUGAGCCCACAGAUUAAAAGAGUUAAAAAAUGGAUGAAGAAGAAGAAGCACAAGAUUGCUGGGAAAAAAACUCAUGGGAGAAAACAGAGAAGAAGCAAAAAUAAUAAAAAAAGCGAGAAGCAGCAGUAACAUGAUGAAGCAAGUCCCAUGAUGAAGAUACCUGUGGCAUACAGCACUCUGAACAGACACCAAACUACAUCAAUGAAGGAUGAUUAUCGUAUUAAAAUAGCCUUCCAAAUAUCUAUGUUCUAGAGACAGCAGUGGCAAAAAUCAUCACAUGUAUACAACAAUGAUGCUGGGCCAAUUCCCAACAAAAUGACUUGAUGUUCCUGACAAUGUCUUGCAGCACGUGCUGUGCUGUACCUCCUUGAUUUAUAGGUAUACUUAAAUCCCCCUCCUUUUAACACUGCUUUCACAGCUACCUCCCUGUGAUUUUUAUUUAAUAUGCCAACAAUCCUUCUCAUUGUUUUAUUUAUCCCACUUCCAAUCUUUGCUCCGUUUCUUCCCAGUUUGCAAUCAUUUUUGUACAAUACCUUUGUGCUGCUGCCUCUUUUGUUUCUACUAUUCUAGUCACAAAUAUGGACUUUUUUCUUUUUUUCCUACGUAAUUUUACAGAUGCCUUUCCAGAUCCUAGUUUAGUUAGUGUUGGCCAAAACCAUGGAUCUUUUGCCUACUCUAAACACUCUCUGCUGUCAGUGAUUAUUAUCGCUGGAAAUACUGAAAUACCAUUGAACCAAGCCUGGUCAUCAGACUCAGCAUGUGGUGUCCAAAGCCGUGCAGAAAAGAGUCUUGAUUGAUGUUUUGCAUUUCUUUCUCCCUUCUUCACGGCAUUUGAUCAAUUAGCUCCUCAGAGUUAUCUCCUGUAUUUGUUUUGUAAUUCUUAUGUCUAACUAUACCGCAGACAUGGGAGGAUGCAAGGCAGAUGACAGUAGGUAGAAGCAGCUGCUUCUGAGUUCCCUAAAGAAAAAGAGGAACAUCUGUAGCAAGGCCACUAGAGAACAGGUAGCGCACUCCCACAGACACAUAGCUGAUGAAAGAAACUCCUUCCAAAGCAGAUAAAGGAAAACAAGAAACAUAAUUGUCAUCUCUGAUAAGCCAACGGUGCCCUAACAGGGAUGAGGCAACACUUCUUCUAGGUUCUAGGGAAUACUGCGUGCGCUGCUUACACUGGCACAGCUCCAUCCUCUGCCUGCUGCGAUGCCAUGUCGGAAGCAGGCUGCCACAAGCAGGAGUCGCAGUUAUUCUGGCUGGGCAUGCACAGGAGCUCUUCCUCCUGACUGCCUUGUACAGCAGUGCAUUAGUGUCUGGUGUGUUAGACAGGGUCCAAACCUCAUGGGCCCAGGCUAGCAGAGCACCAAGAACACUGAAACACAUUACACUGUGCUAUUAGCUCCCAGCAGCUCUGUUCACUUUCUUCCUUGUGCUCUGCUAUUGAUUCCGGAUUUUAUCUUCAUGCCUCCCUCUUGAGUCACAGACAUCCAGGUGGGUUUGUGAUGGCAUCUCAGCUCCUCAUAGCUUUCUCACUGAUGCAGCCAGCGGCUUUUGAGCCUAUGGAGUGUACCCUAAAUAUUGAGACUGAUACAAUACUGACUGUACCCUAACUUCCAUGCCUAUUUUAUCGGGGAUAUUCAACAUAUUCAGAAAAGCAGCAAAGUGUAUUUUUGUAGUUUUUAAUAACUGGAAUUACUACAAUGUUGUAAGACCCAGACGGAUCUGCAACUCAAAUGCUAUUAAAAUAUUUGCCUUUACUGAACCUAC
Messenger RNA from Anas platyrhynchos (mallard), 3218 nucleotides. NCBI's taxonomy places the organism in Eukaryota, Metazoa, Chordata, Aves, Anseriformes, Anatidae. The record is from RefSeq and is a predicted model, not a curated record.